AUGGCAGCCACGUGCGGCAGCAGGUGGCCUUGCCGGCUACUGUGGCCUUUUUGGCAGGUCCGGGGAGCCCCCUGUAAUCGGGAUCCGAGCCAUGGCUUCGGGGUAAGGACUCGUUCCUGGAGCGACGACUCCUAUUCACGCACGGCGCUGUACGAGCUGCUCGGGGUGCCCUCUACAGCCACGCAAGCGCAAAUCAAGGCAGCCUACUACCGGCAGAGCUUCCUCAAUCACCCCGACCGCAACUCGGGGAGCCCCGAGGCCACUGAGCGCUUCACUCGCAUCUCCCAGGCCUACGUGGUGCUGGGCAGCGCCACCCUCCGUCGUAAGUAUGACCGCGGCCUGCUCAGCGACGAGAACCUGCGUGGACCUGGCGUGCGGCCAUCCAAGGUGACCCGGUCAGACUCGGACUGGCCUCGCGCCCCGCCAGCCUCGUCGCGUGUCUGCAGGGAGGGUUAUCAGACCGCCGCCCACGGCCGCACUAUGUUCAACUUCGACGCCUUCUACCAGGCGCACUACGGCGAGCAGCUGGAGCGCGAGCGGCACCUGCGGGCCCGGCGCGAGGCCCUGCGCAAGCAGCGCAAGGACCGGGCCAAGAAAGGCUUCAGCUGGGAUGAGACCCGAGACAACACCUUGGACAUCCUGCUCUUCACCGUCUUUAUCCUCAUCGGCUUCCGAAUGCAUUCGGAGAAAGGAGGGAAGGGGGGCCAGCCCUAA
Molecule: messenger RNA, 714 nt
Organism: Elephantulus edwardii (Cape elephant shrew)
Lineage: Eukaryota; Metazoa; Chordata; Mammalia; Macroscelidea; Macroscelididae
Gene: DNAJC30
Product: DnaJ (Hsp40) homolog, subfamily C, member 30
Exons: 1
Coding region: 1-714 (237 amino acids)
Source: RefSeq, a predicted model, not a curated record